UUUUUACUCACUCUCACUGUCUGAUGUCUCUCAUCGCUUCUGUUCGCGUAUAAUGACCUGUUGAGUGUGUCUGUUACUGAGUAGAAAAGUGCAUAUCUCUGUCUGCCGUCGAAGCGUCACAAUAUCAUCAUCGAAGGAAUCGGUCCCCUGUGCAAGCACGGAACCCAUCUCUACUCUAUCCAUUAAGAAACUUGCUAUCAUGAAAUCCCAUCCUAAUCGUCCAUCAUUUGUUUACUUCCUAUAUACUCAGCUCAUAUACUAUUGGUUCAUUCUAUGCUUCAUUCCUGGCAGCAAUGCCGCUAAACAGCAACCCUUGAGCUCGUUCGGAGAGAUAGCUCCUAAGAAAGUCGCGGUCAUCGGAGCUGGAGCUGCAGGAUCAUCGGCUGCAUACUCUCUCCGCAAGUACGCUGAUGCCCAGCAUGUUCCCGUCAACAUCACUGUCUUCGAGCGCUCUUCGUAUGUUGGAGGCCGCUCAACCACGGUCAACGUCUUCGACCACCCGGGUUAUCCGAUCGAACUGGGGGCUUCGAUCUUUGUCAGCGUCAACUACAACCUGGUGAAUGCGUCCAGAGACCUGGGACUCAACGCCCGGAGCGCCAGCUAUGAGCGACCCCGAGAGACCGACGACACCAUCGGCAUCUGGGACGGGGACCAGAUGGUGUUCGUGUUCAAAGACACCUCUGGCUGGUGGAACCUGGCCAAGUUGCUCUGGCGAUACGGAUUGGCACCAGUCAACGCCUACCGACUGAUGAAGUCUACCGUCAACAAGUUCCUGCAACUCUACGACGGACCCAUGUUCCCUUUCCGGUCCCUCACCCAAGCCACCGAGGCCGUCGGGCUCCUUAACACCGUCGCCGUGCCCGGAUUGGAAUUCCUGCGGCUCAACCGCAUCUCCGAUCUCUUCUCCCGCGAGAUCGUCCAAGCCAGCACGCGCGUCAACUAUGGACAGAACCUAGGCCUCAUCCACGGCCUUGAGACGAUGGUCUGCCUCGCCACCGACGGCGCCAUGGCCAUUGAAGGCGGCAACUGGCAGAUCUUCGACGGCAUGCUCAAGGCCUCCGGGGCCUCCGUGCGUGUGAAUCACACCGUCACAUCCAUCAACUGGGACGCCCAAGGUCAGCAGCACCGUCCCGCAAGCCUCACAUUCAAAGCCAGCAGCACCGCUUCUUCAGCUCAGACCGAAGAAGGUUAUGAUGAAAUCAUCAUCGCCGCCCCUUUCCAGUUCACCGACAUCACCACAACCCCACCCCUGCAGACCACCCCCGACGAUGUCCCCUUCGUAAAACUGCACGUAACCCUCUUCUCCUCCCCGCACCGCCUCUCGCCAGCCCACUUCAACCUCCCCGGUCCCAACACCCCAGAAACCAUCCUCACCACCCUCCCCCACGACCUGGACCCUACUGUAGGCAAAGCUGAAAAGGGCGUCGGCCCCGCCAACUUCUGGAGUAUCAGUACCCUCCGCACCGUGGUUGUUCCUCCUCCUCCCCCUUCUCAUCCUACUUCUUCGGAAUCGGAAAACGACCAUCCACAGCAGGAGCACUAUGUCUAUAAGAUCUUCUCCCCGGAACGCCCUACCGCCGCCUUCCUACGCUCGAUCCUCGGGCUCGCGGACCCACUAGAGGUCCAGGACAUGAAGGAAACUGCCACCACCUCGUCCAUCGAAGACCUUCCAAGCAAGGACAUCAGUUGGUUCCAUGAGAAGGUCUGGCGGCCUUAUCCGUUCGUCUAUCCGCGAGUGACCUUUGAGGAGAUCGCGCUGGCACCCCACGUGUGGUAUACCGGGGGCAUCGAGAAUUUCAUCUCGACGAUGGAGACGAGCGCGUUGAUGGGGAAGAAUGUGGCGGCUUUGAUGGUGAAGGAGUGGGAGGAACAGAGGGAGAAGGCCGAUGUGGCGAUGGGGUCAAUGGGGUUCAGUCAGGGUGGGGAUGGUAAGGUUGAGCUGUGAGGUGUAGACAAACUUGGGGAAUAAGUGAUUGAAAGAAGGAGCACAGCUUAAUGGGUGACGCAGGAGGAACCCCAAAGGCACCUUGAACUACGUAUAAACAAUCCAAAGAGUGCUACUACCACUGCUACGAUAUGGAAACAAAUGAGAGAAGUUGAACUUCACGAAUUAUUAGCUCUGAGUUAUCUGAUACUGAUACUAAACUCAGUCAAGGCGGUUAAAGCCUUUGAUUUUCAACCACGAACUUUUC
This is a messenger RNA of Aspergillus uvarum CBS 121591, 2192 nucleotides long. Its product is annotated as putative prenylcysteine lyase. The coding region runs from base 200 to 1945 and encodes 581 amino acids. Lineage: Eukaryota; Fungi; Ascomycota; Eurotiomycetes; Eurotiales; Aspergillaceae. The transcript has 2 exons. Gene Ontology annotation, molecular function: prenylcysteine oxidase activity. The record is from RefSeq and is a predicted model, not a curated record. Gene Ontology annotation, biological process: prenylated protein catabolic process; prenylcysteine catabolic process.